GACACGCCGCCGCCGAGCUGCCAGUGCCAAACGCCAUUAUUUCUUUUUCUUCUCGAAUAGAAGUCGCCAUUUUGCUACUGGUGGUCAUUAAUUUGUGCGCAGAAAGAUUUCAUUGUGAAAAGCUGUUGUUUUUGUUCAGUUACUAAUUCUUUUUUUGUGCGUUCUUCAGUGAGUAAUAGAAACUAAAAUGCCGGGCGCCGGUACUUUCAAAAUCUUCGUCGGGAACCUUUCGGAUAAAACUACAGAUGCCGAUCUCAGACCGCUAUUCGAAAAGUACGGUACCGUCGUAGAAUGCGAUAUCGUCAGAAAUUACGGUUUCGUGCACAUGGAAAACGAACAAGUCGGCCGCGAAGCCAUUCAGAACCUUAACGGCGAGCUAGUUCAUGGUCAAGCUAUUAAAAUAGAGGCGGCGAAGAGCCGAAAGGCGCCGUCGACGCCGACCACGAAAAUAUUCGUCGGUAACCUGACGGACAAGACGCGCGCGCCGGAGGUCCGUGAGCUGUUUCAGAAGUUCGGGACGGUCGUCGAGUGCGAUAUCGUGCGUAACUACGGGUUCGUGCACCUGGACGCGAGCGGCGACGUGAAUGACGCCAUCAAAGAGUUGAACGGCAUGAUGGUGGACGGGCAACCCAUGAAGGUGCAGAUGUCCACGAGUCGCGUUCGCCAGCGGCCUGGCAUGGGCGACCCCGAGCAGUGCUACCGCUGCGGCCGCGGUGGUCACUGGUCCAAGGAGUGCCCGAAGGCGCUGGGCCCUGACCGCAACGGCUUCCGCGAUCGCGCGUUCGGCCGCGACCCCUACCCUCCGCCGCCGCCACCGCCCUUCCUUCGCGAUCGCAUGAUGGGAGGAUUCGGGGACCCGUACGAUGGAUACUAUGACCGGGCUCGGUUCGAUUCCCCAAGAGACCUGUUCGAGCGACGCUACCCAGUGGGCGGCUCCCGCGGUAUGGACAUGGGGCCGUCGCGGGGCGCACGCGGGGAGUUUGCAUCGCCGCCGCUGCGCCGCGAGCCGAUGCCGCCGAUGCCGAGCCUGCCCCCCAUGAGGAGCGCCAUGGGAUCCAUGAGGUCGUCGUAUGAUGCUAUGUUCAGCCGCAGGAGCCCCCCACGCGGACCCCAGAUGUCCCGGGGGAUGUACGAAGAUUUCAGCCGUGACACAUUUGAUGACAGAAGGCCGGGCAUGCGCGGACCAUCGCCGUCUCGAAGAUACGCGCCUUACUAGUGAAGAAAGAAGAUAGAAUAGUUAUCUAAUGCUCACGUUACAAACUGUCAAUCGUAUGUUUUUGUUUUAACUGGAGCAACCUUUGGUUUUAUACAAGCGUUUAAUUAUAGCAAGGGUGAAGAGUGACUGACAAUGGUAUUUCCAUAGCUAUAGUUGUAUGAUUGAAGAGAAUGAAUUGUGAUGGAAUGUAAAUAAGUGAAAUAAAUCUCAAUUUAAGUACA
This is a messenger RNA of Pectinophora gossypiella (pink bollworm), 1437 nucleotides long. It is a transcript of the gene lark, whose product is annotated as RNA-binding protein lark. Bases 188 to 1216 code for a protein of 342 amino acids. The record is from RefSeq and is a predicted model, not a curated record. Gene Ontology annotation, cellular component: cytosol. Gene Ontology annotation, molecular function: mRNA binding; zinc ion binding. The transcript has 5 exons. Lineage: Eukaryota; Metazoa; Arthropoda; Insecta; Lepidoptera; Gelechiidae.